This is a messenger RNA of Asterias rubens (European starfish), 3775 nucleotides long. RefSeq lists its product as uncharacterized. NCBI's taxonomy places the organism in Eukaryota, Metazoa, Echinodermata, Asteroidea, Forcipulatida, Asteriidae. The transcript is spliced from 2 exons. The coding region runs from base 367 to 2277 and encodes 636 amino acids. The record is from RefSeq and is a predicted model, not a curated record.
UAUACGGAUCCUGAUGUACGCUCACGGCUGGUGUCUGCUGGCGUACUUCACGAGCCUCGAAGUGUGACGUCAGAUGUUCAGGCUAUUUUAUAACUCCUAGGAUAGAAAUCGAGUCGCAGAUGUUGUGGCAGUGCUCACUUUAAGAAAACCACUUUGGUGAACUAAUAUUUGUAGAAGAGACCUCCUUGAUAAAGGGAUUCAAUUUGGAUGAGCUUGGGGCUGACUUGAACACAAAGUGAAGAAAGGUUUUGCUAUGGAAAGAAGACGAGAAAAUGCUUCCACCCGUGUAGAGCUUAUCCGUCGUCGUGAUCACCACGGCCCACUCGGACCAAGUCGACCAGGAACAGUUAAACCGGGCUUCAAACGAUGGACGACCCACGAGGAAUCCUGCCAACAGGCCCCGUGGUAGGGGGUGACGCGACACCCAAAUCCCCGCAUGGGUCGGUGGCAAGUCGACACUCGUCGACCUCCAGGGCGAGUAGACUAUCCAACCACUCGUCCCCAAAGUCUGGUGGCGUCCAGCAACAGCAGCAGAGGACUGUGUUCUGCCAGAAGCACUGCUGCAACACCGUGACGAGUUGUCUCUUCGUCGGUGUGAUGAUCUCCCUAGGUAGUAUAGCCAUGACGGUGUGCGGGUACUUCGCCAUGAACAUCGCUAGUCAGACUGUAGUGAACGCCAACGUCACCGAAGUAGUCGUUAACGAACAGUUACACGAAAACCUAUACAAGUUUCGGACUUUCGGUCCGGUCAUGAUCGGCUUUGGUGGGUUCCUCAUCAUGUGCGCAUGCGUGUUGCUAUGCGAGGCGAAGGAUAAGAAGAACAAGAGACGGAACAAUGCGAAUGAGAAUCUUCUGAGUGAACAUGAGCGGAUUAUGGAGGAAGCUAGGGAAAGAUUCUACAACGAAAACAGAACUGCACUCAUGCUUCAUUCACAUACUGCUGUCGACUAUCGCACGCCUAAAUCAGCUGCGAACGAGUCGACAACAUGCUUAGAUCAGGAAUUGGUAAGCAACAACAUCAAAACACCAAGAGUAAAACCUUUAGCUAUUGUGGCCCCGGACCAUGACAAUGGUAGCAUCGCUCCGGGGUCGCCCGUUGUACUCGUACACGGACCGACUAGUGUCGAACCAGCGGAAUUCAUAUCCGAAAGCGACCUUCAAAAAAGCAUCGAAAAAGAGACAGCAGCGAAAAAUGACUUGUCUUUGAAUUCAAAAAAUAACAGCCCGGAACGUAAAUCCGGGAGUCCGUCGCGGAAUUUAAAAAAGCACAACAACCCAGUGAUCCCUACAAGUUGUGUUGAGCACAGCACUGACGUUUUUCCGGUACCGAUUUUCUCGGUGUUGCCGAAGAUAGACUCUCCGCGUAGCGCAGGGAGCAACGGGAGUUUACGCGCUGGGGGCGCUAUACCCAAAUCUAUUCUUGUACAGCCGAUGAAGCUAUCGCCGAUUCGCAGCGUGAACGGACCGAUUCGAGUCCGUCUCGACGACUCUCCGACGGAGCUCUCCCCGAGCAUCUCGCCGUCCACUCUGUCCAAGUCCAACGAGUGCAUACCCCUCCCUCGGAGUCCAGGCUCCACACCGGCAAGGUUAAAACGGGGCAAGAAGAAGAAAGUGACGGCGGUGGGAUUGGAUGCUAGCAGCGGUGGUCUCGGUCAAUGCCGUUGUCGCUCCGAUCCCUCCAUGACGUCAAUGUGGUAUCCUGACAGACAAGGAGACGCCUGUUGCUGUCUCCAGUCUGAUUGCUGCUGGGGGGAGAACUGCCAGUUGGAGAAUAAAUCAAUGCAAGCUCCACCGUCAUCAUCAUCAUCAACAAGUGCAAAUCAAAACAAAGACGAUCCUCUGGUAACGAUAGUAGCGACUGGGGACAAGACUAACUCAUUGCCCCCACAACAACCCCUGCAACAUGAGGGGAGCAUGAAUGUAAACGCACAACAUAUUGAUUUGAAACCAAAUACUUCUGAACAAGUCGGCGGUAUGGAUUCGGGCGACCGGGGAUUAGAGAAGUUCACGACUCACCAAUACGACAAUCUCAGCUCGCUAAACACAGACACUGCACCAAACGAUGAUGAGCAUGCUUCGAGAACAUCGCCCUCUAGAAAGCCGAACAACACCAACGAGUGUCCAGCCGAGGAGGACGAGGAUAACACUGCAGGGUCCAAUACUGACACACUCGUCGUCAGAGACAGAAACUCCAAUAUUACGGUGUCUUCCAUGAGGCAGGAAACCCCAGGGAAGGGCGCCCCUUACGGACAAUCCCAAGGCGGUGUCAUGGUUUGAACAUGGCAGGGAAUUAAUUAGCCCGACGUCACACUUCGAUUGGAUCAAGACAGGGGACCAGAUUAAAAGGGGAAUUGAUGUAAUGAAAACCAGUAUUUGAUUUCAUGAAUAAGCACACAAAAAGUAGCACGAAAAGUAGCACAAAACAAUUUUGCUUACCAGAAUAAGAUCACAAGCCAAAAUUACCAUGUAAAAAGUACCAUUCUGUGACCGGCUCCUUUGACUGAGUAGAAAUGUGUUAAGCAAUGUUGUCAGCUUAAGCUUUUAAACUAGGCGUGGCCCGAUAUAAUGGAGCUGAUAAAAGUGAUAGAAUCGAAAGUAGCUAGACCCGGACUCUCUUGGCAGGGGACAGUGUACCAGUCAAAAUACCAUGUAAAUUAAUUGCAUUACGUGUGACCAGUGUCCUGCAAAAUGUCAGGUAAGCAAACGUUAUAUCGUUAUAAAAGCAAGAUUUUCUGUUUGAAAGCUUUAACAGUCAGCAUUUACUUUAAGGUUUAAUACCCUUAUAAAAAAUGUGCCAACGUCGACUGAAGGGUACACAAGAUGGAAUCUUGAAUUUCUGGCAUUUUACUGGAGCUUUAAAUUUUCACUUUUUCUAUUAAUUUGAGUUAAACCUUUUCAAAUAUCACUUGAAAAAAUAACUGAACAUGAAACUAGUUAUUUGCCAUUUGAAGACAAUUUCUGAAAGAUAUUUCGAGUACGAUGUGUUGACCCCAUGCAAUGUUAAUUUCUGAAUGGGACAGGUUCUAGAGCCCCCCGUUCCCUUUGUACGCCACUCCCCCUCUCCCUUGUAUCCCAUUGGAGUAAAGUCUAGCUGUGCUUGAUAGAAACAGGUCAUGUGACCCCUUUGAACAAUGGACAUUAUACUGAAUGUGGUUUACAAAUCCCUGGUGAUCGUAUAUUGAGAAUAACAUGUUGAUUCGAAUGUAACUGCACCGACAUGAUUAAUAAUUAGCACUUUUCAAUGGGAGACCUUUUGUGACACUAGGAGGCAGCAGACUUACUAUUGUUCUCGGAAUUGCGCGCAUGCUCAGUGCUGUGUUAACAAUGGAAAUUAACCCGUCUGCUGCCACCAAGCGUUCCAAAGUCUCCAAAUGCCGGAAAAUUGAAUCAUUUCAUUUUGAUGUUAAUAUACAGGCCUGGUGCUUCACGGAGGUAAUUGACUCCGUUGCCCCUGGUCGUUGCCUUGGAGCCCCUUGAUAUGUUCCAAAACUGUCCUCAUUAUAGAGAUGACCUUUAUCAUGGAGAAAACGCCUUGGUGCCCUUGCCCUUUUAAGAACGAAUCGUGAAAGCAUGAUUAUUUGCACUGUUGGGGUUGUCACAUGAGCAGGCAACCAGUUCGAGGCAAUCUCAAACAAGAGAGCCCAUUAUACAAUUGUUGCACGCUGUGACGGGGUCCAUGACGUUUUGUACACCCAAGGGGGAAAACGGAACCCGAGGCGAAGCCGAGGGUGCCAUUUUCCCUCGAGGGUGUACAAAACCCAUGGACCCCAGUCAC